Molecule: messenger RNA, 840 nt
Organism: Racocetra persica
Lineage: Eukaryota; Fungi; Glomeromycota; Glomeromycetes; Diversisporales; Gigasporaceae
Source: the annotation of a GenBank genome assembly
CCUCAUAUUAAGCAUCUUAAUACUGAUGCUCAACCAAGUUACCCUAAUCUUGAAAUAGAACUUGCUGAAUGGAUUCAAACUUUAUGCACUAAUUUAAAACCAGUUAGUCAUAAUAUGAUACAAGUCAAAGUGGCAGCAUUAGUAAAGUUCCCACAAUAUACUAUUCAAUAUCCUAAUAUUGAUAAGUUUAAGUGGAGUAGUAAGUGGCUCGAAGGCUUUUUACACUAUUAUAAUUUUAGUAACCAUUGUAGAACAACUGUCAUACAAAAAUUACCAGAAGAGUUAGAAGUAAUAUGGAUGAAACCCCUUGCUUUCGACAUGCCAAGCAAUAUAACCAUUGAUAAUAAAGGAAACAAGACUAUCAGUGUCAGAACUUGUGGUUAUGAAAAAUCCUGUUUUACCAUCGUGCUUGCAUGUAUAGUGGAUGGUGAAAAAUUACUACCAACAAUCAUUUUUAAGCUAAAAAAUAUUCCACAUCUUGAGUUUCCAUCGGGUGUUAAGCAUGCAUGGGAUGCCAUUGAUAUUAAGCUAAUUAAAUGCUCCUUUAAAUGUUGUGGCAUCUUAGUUGCAACUGAUGAAUCAGAAGACGAUUUAAUUUUUGACUACAAUCAUGUUGAAAAUAAUAAAGUUGAUGAAUAUAUUUUUAGUAAUAGUAAAACACUUGAUUUCACAACUUUAAUUUGUAAAACUUUUUGUCUUAACAAUAUAUUUAUUUCAACAAGACCUUCUGUACCAACAAGACCCCACUUCAACAAAGCUUUUCACUCCAACAAGGCCCUCCGCUCCAACAAAACCCCACUCCAACAAGACCCCCUGCUCCAACAAGAUCCUCCAUCUUAA